GCUACGCUAAAAAUCUCGUAAACAAACAAAAAAAGCAGAAUUUGUACACACGAGUCUAAUCUCUUGUGCUUGAUUUUUCGUUAAUUCCCAAAGUUAAAACGCGUCGUCAUAGAAACUUAGAAUCUUUGUAUAGGGGGAGAGGGCCUUGAAAAUAAUCUUCCAAGUUGGUAAGAAAAAUCACCUCCGUCAUAAACCCACGCUACCCACAAUAUAUCCAAUGUUUGUUUCCAAGCUGGUAACAAAAGGGAUCUUAAAGUUUAGUGGAUUGUUACUGUGACUACGAUUAAGGCGCGGACCGGUACUGCUUAUUAAUUGUCGUGCAUCUUCCACUUGCUCGACGAAGAACUGUAAAUGUGCCGUUUUGGUGUCUCUGUAAAACCAACAGCACUUCAACAAGACUUAUGAACGCUUUUCGCUACAAAACGUUCCUAGUAAUUGCGAGAAUUUUAAUGGCAUAUUUUUCUCCUGGCGAAAGYCAAGAGAAUGAUUCGAGGGAGAUGUGCUCUUCUACAGAGUGUAGCUGUUUUUCAGAAAGUUCUAAAGGACAACAUUAUGAAAUUGCUGCAAGUUGCAAGCUACAAAGCAUUGGGGAUUUAAAAAACGUCAUUCAGGAGCCACGAAAUGUUACGACUUUAUCUCUUAAAGUCGAUGCCUUUUACACAAUUCCACCCUUAAAAUUUGUGGAUUUUACAAAUCUUGUCAAUCUGACGUUAUCAGACAACAGAGUGGCUGUAAUUACUAAAAACGCCUUYCAAGGCUUAAACCGUCUUCAAUUCCUAAAUCUGAGCGGAAACAAAAUAAGGUUUUGGGAAGGAGAAGGCUUAUCCUCACAGCUCCCCUUACUACGAAGAAUCGAGAUGGCUGGAAAUCCAAGAUGGACGCCAACAGACGAGCUUCUAAGAAUCCAAGGACUACAGGAGCUAAAAGGAAUAACAUGGAGUGACGAAUGUGCUGAAUGUAGUCUAGUAAAGAACGAAAGCAGCCCUUUGACAAARCUAUACAGUCAAGGCAGUUACAGUGAUUAUAUCGUAUGGCACUGCAGAGGAACGGAGUACACUGUUUCCAAGAAGACACGAAAUUUUGCACGGUUUCAAUUCCUUCCCGAGUGCUUUGACUAUAAUGAAAAAUGCUACCAGGCCGAGGUCAAAGCGACAAUGAACCACCGUUGCUGGGAUACGGAUAAUAGAAUACUUUACAUUGAAUACGUCCUUGGCAUUAUCGUCAUAGUACUGAACGUUACCGUGGUAACGGUAACCCUGACGAGCUCCCUUAAAACCAACGUUGCUAUGCUACUGGUGUCAAACUUGGCUGUGAGUGAUUUUUUAAAUGGUGUUUACAGCAUCUCGAUCACACUUGCAAGACAGAGUGCACCGUAUACUGAGUUUGUGACGUUUUUGGAUCGUCUGUGUCCUGUACUGGGAUUCCUGUGGGUUUUGGGCCAGUUCAGCACCAUACAGACUUCUUUACUACUAACAAUUGAACGAUAUACAACGAUAGUGUUCUCAAUGAGACCACACUUGAAGCCRACACCUGGYGUAGCAUUUAUUGGUAUAGCCUUUUCAUGGGUGAUAGCACUUGUAGCUGCAAUACUACCCCUGGUAGGGUUGGGGUCCUACGUUACCAACACGUACUGUGUUCCAAUGCAACCCUCAAAAGAGGUCCCCAGCACCUUUCUCUACAGUCUUGGCAUGUCCCUGCUUGGAGUUAUCCUUUAUUUCACUACCAUUCCACUCUACGUACGAAUCUUCGCCUUCGUUCGCAAAUCAAGCCAUCAAGUUGGAAUCAAGCGCGAUGGAAAGAUCGCUCGUCGCAUCUCCAUUCUUGUUCUCAGCAACAUGAUCUUUUUCUUAACGCCGAUUAUUAUCGCAUUAUUAUGGCUAUUGACUGACAUCUUCAAGAAAAAUAUCUCGGUGCAAGCGCGCAAUAUUUUAGUGGGUGUUUUCCCAACGGUUUGCUUCAGCCUUAACAGUUUUCUGAAUCCACUUUUGUACGCUUUUAGAAAUAACCGCUUCAGACAUGCUCUACUUAUAAAGUUGAGGAAGAUCGUGAUAACGCCGAAUUCUUCUGUUGGGGACAUUUCGAUGAAGUCGAGGACAGAAAGCAAGAUGAACAAUUGACGAUACGCGACAUGACAAAAUUGCCAGCGAAAUCAUUGUAGUCGCAUACGAGUUUUCUGUUUAAUAAGAUAGUUAUUAUCUACCUUGCAAUUAUGAAUCAGUUUUCAUAAGAGAAGGAUGGUAUUAACUUAUGCGCAGUAAUAAUACUGCUUUGUACAGCUAGUUUUCUUAAGUAUUAUUUCAUUCUUUAAUGGCAUUAGAUGAACUGCUACUGAUCAGGGGGUUGGGGUCUGAUCCGUUGCCAUGGAUACCUAUAUGGGUGGGGCUUUCUCGCUUGCUGAUUUGAAAAUGCGCCUAGAACGCCAUGCAAAGCUACUCAAAACUGCUGCCCACUAWACUAAGUUCCCUGUAUUGCUUAUUGCAGCAGACCCCUUCGGCGUAUCAAGGUUUCCCAUCUCACACCACUUAUCAUUGACAAUGACACGUGGUCUGAAAUGGGAUAACAUUAAGCCCAGAUUAAAUUGGUUUAUUCCUUAAUAGAUUUAUACUUAUAUAACGCAUAUUUAAUGUAAAUAUGUUGAAAAAAAAAAAGAAAAGAAAUAAAAUUAUGCGGGUGUAUUUGACGUCAUAGCCGCCAUAUUUGGUCUUGGCCGUUUUCGUUACAUCAACCAACAUGGUGGCCAUGUCUUUUUCCCCUAGAUAUUUUGAAGGGGCUAACCUGGUUAAAUAAAGGAGUUAUUUAUCUUAUCAUAUAUAAAUCCUGAAAUUGCAUUUGAAAGUGAUCGAUGUACACUUAAAAAACUGGAUUUGAUAUUCAAGUUAAAACCCUCUUGAAGAAACAUCUUGAAAACAUGCCGUCAUGUAAUCAAACCAAUAAAGCACUAUUUUUCUAA
Messenger RNA from Actinia tenebrosa (Australian red waratah sea anemone), 2950 nucleotides. Its product is annotated as follicle-stimulating hormone receptor. Gene Ontology annotation, biological process: hormone-mediated signaling pathway; adenylate cyclase-activating G protein-coupled receptor signaling pathway; activation of adenylate cyclase activity. Gene Ontology annotation, molecular function: G protein-coupled peptide receptor activity; protein binding. Gene Ontology annotation, cellular component: plasma membrane. The record is from RefSeq and is a predicted model, not a curated record. NCBI's taxonomy places the organism in Eukaryota, Metazoa, Cnidaria, Anthozoa, Actiniaria, Actiniidae.